GGAGAAGAAGGGGGUCGAUAAGUACGGGUUGGACGUCGGACCGCGAGAAGAGCAAGCGGAGCGAGCAGGAGCAUCGUCCCUCUUCCUCUGCUUGAACAUAAAGCGAAGCGCUCGCUUCUUCCCCACCUCAUCUCCCAUUCUUCCUUGCCCCUCAAGCAACUCGUCUCUUACCUUUUUCCAAAAAAGGUGAGCAACGAAUGGCCCCCCACAAGCGCCCGCGCCCGCGCCCGCGCCCGCUUCCUCCUCCGCCCGACCACCCCAUCGCCGCCUCUGACGAGGCCUCCCUGACUGGCCUAGACGCCCUGGCGAUGCUGCAGCAGAAGAAGGAUUCCGGCAUCGAGGAAGCUGGCGAUGACGCCCAGACGAUCUCGGAGAAGGAGCUCGCGCAGGAGGCUGAGGAACGGCGGGAGGAUUUCUAUGGCCGGAUUGAUGAGGUUAGAUCGUCGGACGAGGAGUACGACGAAACGAAUUCGCCAGAAUUUCUUUUUGUGAAAGUUGCUGAUGUUCGGGAAAUAGUGCGAUGUCCUAUUUGUUUAGGAAUAAUCCGCAAGACAAGGACAGUAAUGGAAUGCCUUCAUCGCUUUUGUAGAGAGUGUAUUGACAAAUCAAUGAGACUUGGAAAUAAUGAAUGUCCUGCAUGCCGCACUCACUGUGCAAGUCGGCGUUCUUUAAGGGAUGAUCCAAAAUAUGAUGCCCUUAUAGCAGCAUUAUAUCCGGAUAUUGACAAGUAUGAAGAGGAGGAACUAUCUUUCUUUGAAGAGGAGAGAUCCCGCAACCAGAAGAUACAAUUAUAUAUAGCUGAAACAUUUCAACGUCAAUCCGAAGCUCUUGGUCGGAAAAGGUCAACAACUAGAGCUAGUACAUCAUUUGGAAGAAAAUCACAAGGAAGUUAUCUGCGUGGUAGAGGCAGAAAAAAUAUUGCUAGUGACGACACUGCUAAUGCUGACUCUGAUGAAGAAGCGGAUGCAAAUGGCAAUUAUGGAACCAAAGCUUCUUCAGCUACAGAUGAGCCCUCUCCUGACUGGAGGCCAAAGAGACCCAAGGAAUGGGGAACACCCCAAUCUUCUCCUGCUAGGACAUUAGGCAGUGUCAAUGUUAGCAGUGAGGAAAAUGAGGAUUUUGAAAUUAACAGAGAGCCAGUUAGUGCAUCACCUUUGCAAUCAAGAAGCAGAGAGAUUCUCGCCUGGGGGAAGAAUGGUACUCGUAGUCAAACCAGACAUAAUAGUUCUAGCAGUUCAAAUGGUAGGUUGGUAAGAGGGGGCAUGGGCAAAUUGGCUGACUACUUGCGCAAUCUAGAAGAAGUUGAUGAGGAGUUUGAUGUACACGUAAUCAUGGUUCCUUUGGAUGAGAGUAUGCCAAAUUUGGAACAACCGUAUCUUAGCUGCAGGCAAACCUUGUUAAUUACACAUCUUCGCCAAUUCAUUGCACUUCAGGCAUCUGCACAACCUGAAGAAGUUGAAAUAUUUGUGAGGAAGCCUCAAGAUGAGUCUUUGGCAGUCAGGUCUGGCAGCGUAGUAGACAAUGCAUCUACUGAUUUUUCCACAGGUCUGAAGAUAUUGGGAGGAGGAGAAUCUCUUGGGACACUCUACGCUUCUUAUACUGGGGAUAAAGGGGAGCUGGUUUUGGUAUACUAUCUGAAAAUUCAGAGGUAGAGAAAACUCAGCAUUGCAUAACCUGCUCUUUUGACUUAGACGAUGCAAAGCAAGUAAAGUAUAUACCCCCAAUAUACUUAAGGAUAUCAAACCACCACUUAUAGUUUAUCUCAAGAGUAGGGAAAUCAAGAAGCUUGUCUAGAUAAGAAGGGUGGACUGAACUUGAUGAAAGACAAUAGUUGUCAUCCCGAUGUUUACUAGGCUUAAAAUUUGCAGAGCUUUAGACUUGUGUCUAGAUAAUUAAGAAAUGAUCAUCAAUGAGGUUAUUCAAACUGUUUGCCGUUGCUUAAUAAUGUACCUGAAGUUGCAGGAUAUACUUAUUUUUGGCGUGACAAAUCGUUUCA
Molecule: messenger RNA, 1996 nt
Organism: Zingiber officinale
Lineage: Eukaryota; Viridiplantae; Streptophyta; Magnoliopsida; Zingiberales; Zingiberaceae
Product: putative E3 ubiquitin-protein ligase RING1a
Exons: 10
Coding region: 198-1652 (484 amino acids)
Source: RefSeq, a predicted model, not a curated record